UCAAGAGCCAACCCAAAGCUGCAGUACUUAUGAUUCACAUUUGAACUGAUUGAAGAAGUGCCUAUGACCAACAGAUCCAAGACCACAAACAUCAGUCAUGGGGUGUGCUGAGCUGGAUGAAUUGGAGAAAAAGGUGAAUGAGUUGUUCACUUUUCGAGAUCAGUACUUUGAAACACACUCAAUUGAAGAGGCUGGCAAGAAGCAAGAGGAUGUACAGAGCAAACUGGAUGAGAUAAUCAAAUUUGCUGAUGAAAUCAAGGAGACGGCGGAGAAGGCCGACCGGGUGCGGUACCUGUACCUGCUCGGGCGCGCCCGUAACGUGCAGCCGGACCACUCGAGCCAGGCAGAGGAGCUGCUCAGCCGCGCCACAAAGCUCGACCACCGGCACACCGCCGCCUGGAACGAGCUGGGGGCGUGCCUCUGGAAACGCGAGGAUGCUGUCGCCGCUGGAAACUGCUUCACACGCGCCCUGGAAUCGGGCAAGAACCCGGUCUCGCUGCGCCAGCUGUCGAUGGUGCAGAGACAGACGGCGCCGCGGGACCCUCUCCAGCGCAGCAAGCAGGUGGAGGAGAGCCUGCUGAAGGCCAAGGAGGCCGUGGAGCUGGACCUGCAGGACGGCGUCUCGUGGCAGAUCCUCGGCAACGCCUACCUCUCCGCCUUCUUUGCCAUCAAACCGGACCCGAAACUGCUCAAACAGUGCCUGGUCGCCUACCAGCGCGCCGAGAGAGAUCCCGCGGCCCGGUCCAGCCCGGAGCUUCACUACAAUCGAGCUGUGUGUCUGAAGUACGAGGAGCAGUACCAGGCGGCGCUGGAGUCGUUCGACAUGGCUGCGCGCCUGUUCCCCACCUGGUCACCACCGGCUGAACGAGAGAAGGCUCUGCUCCAGCACCUGAGCAGGGUGGCUGAGAUGGUAGCAGCGCGCGGCAAGCAGAAACACAAACGGCUCCUGGCGUUUACUCAGGAGCUGACAAAGCCCCGUCUGGGUAUGUACGCCGAAGAGUGCACGGUCGGUGGCAGGAAAGUGAAGCUGAAGCCGGGUUUGCUCUCGGGGCUGAGUCCCGGCACCAACACGGGUCGGCUGCUGGCAGGGAAGGUGGUCUGCAGCGUGCCCGCCGAGGACAACGUGCCUUUCACAUUCUGUCUGGUGGACUCUGAAGGCAGCUGCGUGGCCGUCAACGUGUACAACCUGGCCGAGGGCAAGGGGGUCAUCAUCGGAGACACAGUGGUCAUCCCUGAGCCCCUGCUGGUCACUGUGGACGUCCGACAUAAGAACCAGAUGGUGAACUUCCGUCUGAUUCGCGUUCAAACGCCUCUUCUUUUGGCGGUGAACGGCCGGCGUCCGAACCCGGACGUCCAGGCUGCUGUCUUCCUCAACACUUUCAACAUGUCCGACUGAGCGGCUCGUCAUGCUCCCCUGGUGGGUCCAAGCCUGAGCGAAAUGGAAAGAGACGGCCUGAGAACGUCGGAGUGAGGUCAGGUGAGGAACUUUGGCAGCUGUGGCCCUGUGAGGCUGUGUGUACAUUGAUGAAUGAUGAAGACACUGGACGAUGGCGGGCGAUGGUUGGACGAGCGUGCCUUGUGCGAGCGUGUCUGGUGCGUAGUGUUAGCAGUGGGACCACAGGAACGGCAUUUUAGCGCCGAAGAAACGACAGCCGCUGUGCAUGACUAGAAGGUACUCAAAGGUUGAGUGGCAGUUUCCCAGACUUGUAAGGUCGUAUUUAACAUUACUCAUGCGUGUAAUUAGAAGAAGACUAAGCGUACGAAAUCAA
Amphibalanus amphitrite is the source of this 1769-nucleotide messenger RNA. Its product is annotated as tetratricopeptide repeat protein 5-like. Gene Ontology annotation, molecular function: protein binding. The record is from RefSeq and is a predicted model, not a curated record. The transcript is spliced from 10 exons. The coding region runs from base 98 to 1396 and encodes 432 amino acids. NCBI's taxonomy places the organism in Eukaryota, Metazoa, Arthropoda, Thecostraca, Balanomorpha, Balanidae.